GACUGCCCCACAAACACCAAGCUAAGCAGAGCUCUAGCUAGUCGGUUUUUUUUGUUUUGUUUUGUUUUGUUUCUCCUUUUCAUGUUCUUUUGAAGAAGGGGGCGCCUCACUUGGUCUCAACUUCUCACAGACCAAGAAAGACGGCCAACGUGACACGACGCCGAGCGAAGAAAAUUGGAGGAAACGAAAAUGCAGUCUGCGGUGAAGCAAAACCUCCACGCUGAGUGUGAAGGAGACAUCAACAAACUCAUCAACCUCAAGCUCAAUGCAUCCUACACCUACCUUUCCCUGGGCAUGUAUUUUGACAGGGACGAUGUUGCCCUUGAGAAAUUCUCCAGUUUUUUCUUGGAGCUCUCUGGGAAGGAACGAGAACACGCUGAGAAGCUGCUGGAGUAUCAGAACAUGCGAGGGGGUCGCAUUUUGCUGCAGACUAUUGCUAAACCAAGUAGGGAGGAUUGGAGAGGUGGUCUGGAUGGGAUGUCUUUCUCCCUGGACUACCAGAAGGCCAUGAACACUUGUAUUCUGGAAGCACACCGCAAGGCUGGCACCCACACCGACCCCCAUCUUUGUGACUUCCUCGAGCAACACUUCCUGGGCGACAGCCACGACACCAUCAAGAAGUUGGGCGACUACAUUGGCAGUCUGAAACGCAUCGAAGCGUCCGACAGCCACAGGGCCAUGGGAGAGUACCUCUUUGACAAGCACAGCUUGUAAAGACCUCGCUCGUAAAAGCAACAAUCAACCCUGUUUGUUGCAUUUGCUCCACCAAGAAAGCUGAGCAAUAUUUUUAUGGUUGAAGGCAAUGUUGUACUGCAGGAGCCAAGUACCCACAAAUACCUCAAACCUCUUUAGCACAAUAGCUAUGGUGCUCAAAAGUAGUGUUUUCCUAUUUUCCUACAUUCCUAUUGGUCAAACAUUGAUUGAAUAAACUACACUUAUACCCAG
Molecule: messenger RNA, 945 nt
Organism: Phyllopteryx taeniolatus (common seadragon)
Lineage: Eukaryota; Metazoa; Chordata; Actinopteri; Syngnathiformes; Syngnathidae
Product: Ferritin, lower subunit-like
Exons: 5
Coding region: 190-714 (174 amino acids)
Biological process (GO): iron ion transport; intracellular iron ion homeostasis
Cellular component (GO): cytoplasm
Molecular function (GO): ferric iron binding; ferrous iron binding
Source: RefSeq, a predicted model, not a curated record